Molecule: messenger RNA, 1974 nt
Organism: Scylla paramamosain (green mud crab)
Lineage: Eukaryota; Metazoa; Arthropoda; Malacostraca; Decapoda; Portunidae
Exons: 2
Coding region: 224-790 (188 amino acids)
Source: RefSeq, a predicted model, not a curated record
AUAUACACACACGGUCACCAGGUAAGCAGGUUAGCAGGUAGGUUGGCAGUGAACGUAACGCACUACACCGCUUCGUCGCCUCAGGUUAUCAGAGGCAACGGAGCGGCGACGAGACGAGAGCCGCGGCAGCUUCCCUAGUGUGCGGCGCUCAUUCGUCAGAUGUGCAGCGUGAUACGUAGGUGAGGCGCGCUCCUCUAGGACUACACGAGGCCACACCACGGACAUGGCUUUAUUGGGUGAACAUAUGCUGGCUGCCUCGAGUCCUGCCCCAACGCCACCACCACCACCACCGCCUAUCACCUCCCCGCCUCGCCUCUCCAGGAAGCGACGGAUGAACUUCUUCGACAUCGCCAACCUGCUGGACUCUGACGGCAACCUGCAGAACGAGAUGAUGGUGUUCGCCUUCGCCGCCACCAUGCUCUCCACCAUCCCCAUCCUCCUGGGCAACGAGUUUGACAUCAACGUGGGACUCAAGAGGAAGAAGAGGGACGCUGAGCCGUACCAAGAUGAAGUACAGACUGCGAGUUUUCCUCAAGAUAGUUUCCCUUCAAGACUCGCUCACAGCAGGAAGAGCGAGGCAGAACCAGAUAAAGAUGCAAAUGAAGCACAGAGCGUAAGUUUCCAUGACAGAUUCAUUGAGUUUCUUGACAAGACACUCACGCCGUCUGUGGAAGAUGCAUACUCGUCCCACGGCAGAGACAAGCCAGUCGAAAAGGAGACUCGAGUAUGGCCUGCAGAAGAACCAAAGGACACGUGGCUCAACAAACUCCUCGAUUAUUUCCUUCGAUAGUCUCAAGUAGUGGUGAUGAAAACUGUCGCUACUUAACAAUGUAAUUUUACUGGCGUAUGAGCACAACAGUAACCCAAAUGGGGGGAUUGUGGAAAUAACUCGGACUACUAACACCUUGACACUAUUUCUCGGCAAAAUAUGAUGCUUAAGUCGUGAUCUACAUAAUGAAAGGAUCAGCAGUGAAAUUAAUUAACUGAAUCGAUUUAAACCUAACCUAACCCUCAGGUGAAAACGCGAUGUUAAUUCAAUACUAUCUCCUAAGUCAUGUCCACAGGUUUCUUCUUUGUAUCUACGAGACGUGGAGAAAGUUGGUGCCAGAAAUGAUGUAUUGUUGUUAGGGAAGGUGUUGCCAGGCGCGGGUCACUGCUCCCAUGACCCUUGAUGGAAAAUGUGCUCUCUCUCUCUCUCUCUCUCUCUCUCUUCGGGACAGCGUACAUAAUAGGCCGCACGUAAGGGAGGUGUGAUGGCUAGAGGCGGGGAGCAUCCUAGGCAGGGGCGGUGGGGGAACAAGAUAUUGACUGGUGCAAGGGACGCCCCCACCAUCUCCCUCCGCGGGGAUGAUAUGGUGAGUGGUGAUGGCUGGUGCUCAUGCCCGCCUCUCGUAUCCACAACAAGCGAGGUAAACAACACACACACACACACACAAACACACACACACACACACACACACAUUGUUCCGCUUCGAAGAUGUGUGUGUGUGUGUGUGUGUGAUGUAGAACUUCAUAGCUCGUUUUAUUGAUAGCUGCUAUACACACACACACACACACAUGGUAAUCUUUGUAAAUUUUGAAGUUUUACAUACACGUAUUAAUGAGUUACAGAACAAAACUAUGAAAAUUGGUUUAGUUAUCUGCAGUUUGUUUUUGUUUAUUUUUCGUAAUGAUGUACAUGCUUCGCUUCAUAACUAUGGCUUCAAUGUUUCGUUGUUUCAUUAUUCAAUGUGUUACUGCUUCGCUUUAGGCUUUAUUUAGUUAUUUUACCUUGCUUGUGUUUGGUAAUGUUUUAUACCAUUGUUAUUCACCUAGUUACCAUUUUAUUAGUUUAUUAUCACUAUUAUUUUGUUUUCCGCGCGUUCUGAACAUUGCAGUUACUCGUGAUGAACCAUUGAUCCCUCCCACUCCACUGUCUAUCUGUCAUUCACUUGUUCAGGUUGUUAUAAUAAAAUUCUUGUCAUACUUGGCUGA